Molecule: messenger RNA, 1742 nt
Organism: Acanthopagrus latus (yellowfin seabream)
Lineage: Eukaryota; Metazoa; Chordata; Actinopteri; Spariformes; Sparidae
Gene: tmem138
Product: transmembrane protein 138
Exons: 5
Coding region: 647-1135 (162 amino acids)
Cellular component (GO): cilium
Source: RefSeq, a predicted model, not a curated record
AGGGAGUUCCUGGGAAGUUAAAAUCUAAGCUGUGCCAGAGCCAACCGUGUGAUUUGUUGUGGAAACAAGAUGAAAACCGUCAGCUUCCAUUCUGUUAUCCGUCUCCCAGAUUAUCUUCGUGCAUCACUACAUAACGUAGGGGCAACCGUCCUGGAUUAGACGCGUAGAAAGAAAGGGAGUGUGCUCCCACGGCAAGCGACAAAACAAGAGAUUGUGGUGUCAGCGAAAUGCAGCAGACGAGGAGACUCUCCACACCAGACAUGUAAACAUGCAGCAAAUGAGAAGAUACCAAACAUCUGAUCUGAUAUCUUGGAUUUCCUGUAAUCAUCACCAAGACCCUUCACCCCUGAGGACAACAAACCGCAUCCUUGUGAGCAGAAGGACAACCCUGAGUAAAGACAACAUAAUGAAAUAGAAUAUUUAGGGGGAAAGUCACCCGAUUUUGUGAAUGGACAAGUUGUGAAGUCAGUACUGCCUUUCUGCCUCUAAACCUCUGCAGUAUUUAUCUGGUAAAUAUGUAGAGUGUGAAUCCAGUUCAGAUAGACUUCUCUCACCAUCAAGUACCUGCAUUUUCAAGAAAAACAGCCUGAAGCGACGUUGUGAAUAGACUUUGAAGCUUGGUGGUUUGCUGGAUCCAACCCUGAAGAUGCUCCAGACCGGCAACUACUCACUGGUGCUGCUGAUCCAGCUGGCACUGUUGGCCUAUGACCUCUUUGUCAACUCCUUCAGUGAACUCCUGAGAGGAGCGCCUGUCAUCCAACUAGUGCUUUUCAUCAUCCAGGACAUCGCCAUCUUGUUCAGCGUGAUCAUCAUUCUGCUGAUGAUGUUCAAUACCUACGUGUUCCAGGUCGGCCUGGUGUCCUUGUUACUGGAGAGGUUCAGGGCUCUGCUGGUGUUCUCAGCUCUUUACCUGACCCUCAGCAUCUGCUUCCACUGCUGGGUGAUGAACCUCAGGUGGCUUGAUUCGAACCGUUUUGUUUGGACAGAUGGUCUUCAAACUCUCUUUGUUUUCCAGAGAACAGCUGCAGUGUUGUAUUACUACUUAUACAAGCGCACAGCGGAGUAUAUGGGAGAUCCGAGGCUGUACGAGGACUCGUUAUGGCUGCGUGAUGCCUUUGCCAGAGCUCGUCAGUGAAGGAGGGGACAGGGGAGAGAGAGACCUCCUGAAGUGCCCUUUUGACAUGAUAACACUGGCAUUAUCAUCAGCUAAAAAGGACACUUGGAAAAUGUUCAACUACUAAAGACUAUUCAAUGGGCUGGUGUUCAACACUAACAGGUAAAGAGGAUGUAGUGAAGUCUCAACCACAGUUUGUGUUUACUGGCUCCUCAUAGCCAAGUGGGCAGCCACUUAAAUGGUUUACAGUGGCAGGUAAGCCAGCCAUGGCACAUAUAGUAUUGCAUUAAUCAGGAUUGGGUCUGUUAAUCUAUGUGGCCUUUGUAAAUCAAUUUGGGUUGCAGACAGAAUGAAAGCAUGUCUAAAGUUUCGAGAAGAACUGUUACAGAUGCAGAUUUAUUUUGAUGUAACAUUUGUAGAUCAUCAUGUAGUAGUAUCUUAGUUGGAGAAGCCCUGUUUCACAAAGGAAGAAACCUGUGGGUUUAUUUUGCCUUAUGUAAGGUUAGUAUGUGCUUUUUACAUGGUUAAUGUAAUUCCAAUAAGCCAAUUUUCCUGUGAAUGCAGUUGUCUUGAGGUGGGGAUCUUUGAAUUGUGUUCCCACUGUUUUUAUUAAAUAAUCCCUCUCUAA